Sinocyclocheilus rhinocerous is the source of this 492-nucleotide messenger RNA. RefSeq names its product phosphoglucomutase-1-like. The transcript has 4 exons. NCBI's taxonomy places the organism in Eukaryota, Metazoa, Chordata, Actinopteri, Cypriniformes, Cyprinidae. Gene Ontology annotation, cellular component: cytosol. Gene Ontology annotation, molecular function: magnesium ion binding; phosphoglucomutase activity. The record is from RefSeq and is a predicted model, not a curated record. Gene Ontology annotation, biological process: carbohydrate metabolic process. The annotation marks the transcript as partial.
GGGAUCAUCCUGACAGCCAGUCACAAUCCUGGCGGCCCAAAUGGAGACUUUGGCAUAAAGUUCAACAUAUCUAGUGGAGGUCCUGCACCAGAGGGCAUCACAGACAAAAUCUUUCAGAUCAGCAAGAGCCUCCAGGAAUAUCACAUCUGCCCUGAGCUCAAGGUGGACUUCUCAACCAUUGGCAAGCAGACCUUUGAGGUUGACACGUUCAAGCCCUUUACUGUUGAAAUUGUGGACUCAGUGGAAUCCUAUGCAGAGAUGCUAAGAGAUAUCUUUGAUUUUGCUGCUCUGAAAGAAUUGCUCUCAGGACCCAACCAUAUCAAUGUACGGCUCGAUGCAAUGCAUGGAGUGGUGGGUCCUUAUGUAAAGAAGAUUGUAUGUGAAGAACUUGGUUCACCUGCUAACGCUGCUGUUAACUGUGUCCCCUCUGAGGACUUUGGGGGACACCAUCCUGACCCUAACUUAACAUAUGCUGCUGACCUGGUCAACACU